Hemicordylus capensis (graceful crag lizard) is the source of this 3964-nucleotide messenger RNA. RefSeq names its product signaling receptor and transporter of retinol STRA6 (gene STRA6). Gene Ontology annotation, molecular function: signaling receptor activity; retinol transmembrane transporter activity. The transcript is spliced from 18 exons. NCBI's taxonomy places the organism in Eukaryota, Metazoa, Chordata, Lepidosauria, Squamata, Cordylidae. The coding region runs from base 547 to 2538 and encodes 663 amino acids. Gene Ontology annotation, biological process: vitamin A import into cell. Gene Ontology annotation, cellular component: plasma membrane. The record is from RefSeq and is a predicted model, not a curated record.
AAGCCUUCCACGCAGGAGAGAUUACUAACCAGACACCAGAAGAAUGGACAAAAUGCUUCGGGGUGGGGUGAGGCCACCCCUUCAGAAUUGUGGUUGAUAAUCAAAGACAGGGCGGGUUCAGGGGAGGAAUGGGUUGGUUGUUUUUUUAAUUCUCUGAGCCCCACUCUGGCCCCAAGCCAAGCUGUUUAGCUGCAGAGGGGAUAAAGUUCCCCAGCAAGAAGAGCUCCUCGGAGGUGAACUUUGCCUUUAAGUUUGCAUGGCUGAGCUGUACUUGUUUGGGGUCCUGAUCAGAUGAAAGGAGGCUCAGAAACAGCUGGAGCGCUUACUCCCAAACCCAGGACUAUUACUCUGGGGGCGACACAUUAUUACCAAGAACCUCUGAGGAGGCAAAGCAAGACCUCCUACUAAGGAAGCAAGAGAAAGCUCCGUAGAUUUCUGUUGCCAGUACACAAGAAUCUUACUUAGAACUAGCUCUCUCUACCUGUGCAGAAGUUACUUUUUGCUCUGCUCUCGGAGAACCUGGCUGCAAUCAGCGAAGAACAGAACAUGUCUUCACAAGAGCUGGUGAAUGACCAUGACCUGAGCAAUGGCAGCUAUUUUUAUGACGAUAACUGGUACAUGGACGACUCGGUGGGACACAAAGACGACAUGACUCCUGAGGUUAUCCCAGAUUGCUACCCUACCAUACCUUAUGAGCUCUUUCAUGCCUGCAUAGCGCCAUUAUCACUGGCUGUACUGCUUGCUCUAGCCCUGCUGGUCAAACGGAAGAGCCUCUAUCAAAGUUGCUGGGAUGGUGCUCCUGGACUCUUGAGCCCUGUGAAUUUCUUGGAAGAAGGAGGAAACAAGGGCCUGACUGUAGCCGUGUUUGGCAUUCUCUUCUCUUCGUUGUGUGUGCUGAUUCUGGACAACAAUCCCCUUCCCUUUGUGCCUGCCUCCUCGGCACACAAUAGAGAGUACUGGAAGAUCAUGGCUUUGCUCUAUUACCCUGCCCUCUACUAUCCUUUAAUUGCAUGUGCCACGGUCCGACAUAGAGCUGGAUACCUCUUUGGCUGCUUGCUGUCCUGGUGUCAUUGCGUGGUCCAUAUCUGGCAGAAGGUGGAAUGCCCUCAGUCGCCCAAGAUUUAUAGGUACUAUUCCCUACUCUCCUAUCUCCCUAUCAUUUUGUGCCUCGUGGUUCUGAGUCUUUGGUAUCCUGUGCAGCUUGUCAAAAGCUUCAGACAGAAGAAGAUGGUUGCGGAGGAGAUUCCUGGGAGCGGCUACUACAAAGAAUACUUGAAGAAUGUCUUGGCUAAAAGAACACCAAAGGGAAGUGCCAGCAAAACCAAGCCAAAAAUGCUCUCAAGGCUCCAGUCAUACUUAUGUUCUUACAUCUACACACCACAGGAAGGCUUCCAGCUCCCUCUGAAGCUGGUUCUCUCUCUUGCCAUGGCUGUGAUAGCGGUCUACCAGGUGGCCCUCCUGCUUCUGGUGGCCUUCGUUCCCAACAUCCAGAUCGUGAGGGCAGGAAUGACCAAGGAGCUGACCGCCCUCUUUGUCCAGUUUGGCCUUGUCCCCUCUGAAAACCCGGCCGGUAUCCCUGGAGACAAGGAGCUGGCGACAGCAAAGCACUAUAUCUGGUCUCUAGAAGUGUGCUUCAUCUCUUCCCUGAUCAUCUCCUGCCUGUUGACUUUCUGCAUUCUGAUGAAGUCCCUGGUAAACCACAGGAUUAAUCUCCAGCGCCUGUACCGAGGGGCAGUCAGAGAUGUCUUCUACCGUUCCCGCAAACUCCAGCCUUCCCAACAGGCUCUUGUGUGCUGGAUGUGCUUUGCUGGUUUCCAGACAGCAUUUACCUGCUUGGGUCUGGUCAUCCAGCAUAUUGUGGCCUUUAUCUGUACUGUGGGUUUCACCUUUCUGGUAGCCAUUCCUCUGCAGUCUGGAUCCAACAUGCAUCUCUUUAAAAUUGUGGAGAACAUGUGGCCCUUCUGGUUGACCUUGGUGGUUGCUGUUGUUGCACAGAACCUGCUGACUCACUACUGUUUUCUUGAGCGAGGCCCUCUACCAAAAGAGCUGACCAACAGGCGGGCUCUCUACAUCGUUACUUACCUGCUCUUCCCGAUCAACGUGCUGGUGGGGGUCUUGGCCGGAGUCUGGAGGAUGGUGGUCUCUGCACUUUACAACAUCAUCCACUUCUGCCAACUGGACAUCAGCCUCCUGAGCCACGGUGUAGAAGCUUUUGAUCCAGGCUACCGCACUUAUUGCCACUUCUUGAAAAUUGAGGUCAGCCAAUCGCACCCGAUGAUGAAAGCCUUCUGCUUGCUGCUCCUCCAAUUGCAGAGCCCGGAGGGGCCGAGGGGAUUCCAGCCAAGAGAUACAGAAGAAGGAGUCAAGCUGAUGAAGACCAAGAAGCUGACAUCGAAGGCAUCCAAGUGCAAGCAGAUCCGUGUUAGGUGGAACCUGGCAUACACGCUCCUCAACAACCCUUCCCUUCUGCCCCACCGAAAGAGGGCCCUGUUGGACGCCAUGGCCAAUGGGACACAAGCUACCCCUGUGAAGCUUUGACUGUGCAGGCCAAGCUUUUGCAAAGCAAUGGGCUCCUCCAUGGGGAAGAACCUAGUUUUCCACUUGCCACAUUCACAUUCUCACUCCUAGGCCACUCUUCCUUCAGGUCUCUUGCUUUCCCGUACCUCUGCCUUGUAGUUUGACCACAAGACUGUGGCCUCCUUUGCCUUAAGACCAGGACUGGUUUCCUCCAGACAGUUGAAUAGCACGAAAGGAACUGAUACAUAGCAUGGAAGCAAGCUGACAGGUGCAUCAACCCAAAGACAUUGGAUUUUGGGGGGUGGGAGGCGGGGGGAGGGGACUAAGUUCCUCCUCAAAGGUGCCAUCCCAUGGAAGGUUGGAAAUGCUGGUCUUAAAGUUCUCAAGCUUCUAGUCCUCCUGACGGGAGAUCUCUGCUGGAUCUUGGGGUCUGAGGUUGUACUGUGUCUUGUUAAUCCUGGUUAGUGCCACAUUAUGCAAACCAAUGUGAGGCAAAAAGUGCUACCAGUAGACUAGAAACUGGAACGGUGCCAAAAGAGAGUUACUUGAAAGAUCCAGAGCAGUGGGGAAAGGGCUUCAUGUUCGAUGUUAAAAUACUCUUUGAGUGUGAGCGUGUGGGAGAGUCUUCUGGACCAUAUUUGCCUUAGACCAAGGUUCUCGCCCUUGGAUCCCCUGACGACAGACUACAACGCCCAUCAUCCAGCACCAUCUGGGGACCCAAGGGUGAGCAUCCCUGCCUUAAAACAUUUUUUAAACUUCUGUGAUGGCAGUUCCAGGCUGCCUCUGUGCCUUAGCAAGAUAAACUCCAUUUUGAAGGGGUUAAAAGACUGAAUUAAAAAUAUAGUGGACAGGAGGGUGGAACUUCUAACUAGAAAAAAAAACCUUUUAAAAUGUUAUGUUUUCUCUCUGUGUGUCUGUCUCUCUACAUCUCUCUCUCUCUCCAAGCAUUAGACAUCUUUAAUGUGUACAGAUUCUUUUGGAGCAGGGGUAGGCCACCUUGAUUCUCCAGCUGUUGUUAAACUACAACUCCUAUCAUCCCCAGCCACAAUUGUGCCUGGGGAUGAUGGGAGUUGUAGUUCAACAGCUGGAGAGCCAAGGUUGCCUGCCCUUGCUUUGGAGGGCUUGUCAGAUUAUCUUCACGACUGUUUUCUGCCUGAUAGCCUUCCCUUCCCCCUCCCCUCCCCUCCCCCUGCAGAAGACAAUUUGAAGAUUUAUUUUCUUGGUGCAACCCUCCUAGUGCUCAGAUUUUUUUCUAUUUGUGCUGUUGCCUCCUGAUAGCCUGGAGAAUAAGCCUUUCCCCUCCCUUCCCUUUUUGGUUAAGCAGCUGUUUGGCCUGUGCCUAGUGGGAGCUGGCCAGGUGAGUUUCAACACCAACUAAGGUAGAAUUAUUGUAGAGUACAGAGAGUUGAACUCGUCUGCUGAGAACAAUAAACAAAACUUCAUUGUU